AUGUCCAACGAGGUGGGCUCUCCAGCUGGCGUUCGGUACCCGCGCAACGGGCACGUUGGCCAGCCUCACGUUGUACCUGGUUACAUUCCACAGCGGCUUCGCCUGGACCGACUGGCGACGCGCGUGCGCUUCAGGAUGUUGCCGCACUUCGUGAGGUUGCCCCAACAGGUGCACAGGGUGCCCCCAUCCAGCCUGGCGGACAUGCGCACCGUGCUCACCGAGGUACAGCGCACCGUCUCGGUCACCGAGGCCAAGAGUGAGGCUAUGCAGGUGCAGUUUGACGCGCUCGAAGCCCAAACCAACGGCUGGGCGGACACCGUCAUGGCGCUUGCGGACUGCACCGACCUGAGCAUGGAGGUCAAUGAGCGGAUGGUGCCGCAAAGCGUGCGGUUCGACCAGAGGGCGGUCGUCCUGGAGCAGCAGCGUUCUUCUUCGACUGGCACUUCCACACCUACGCUGCCCGCUGGAUCUACAGCUCCAGGGCAGAGGCAGCCAGGGUCACGCGCGCUCGCGCGGAGGCCCCUGCCGCCAACUUGCCUGCCUUCCCACAUCAACAAGCCCGAGAAGCGCAGGGCCGACAGUCUGAACCGCUGCUACUCCACGACCUUCGCUUCCGCCGACGACGCCAAGCAGUUCGUCAGUUUUGCCGGUGGUCGCGGGCUCUCCUGGCGCGAGGCGUUGACCGAUUGCAGCGCCAAUCAGCGUGCCCAUCGAGUGCGCCAGGAUGGACCACAUGGGCUUCGUCGCAAAAGCCGCGCCCCUGGCCAGUGCUCGCAGGCCGCGCUGAACCACGUGAAUAUUCGCAAGGCUUGGGAGCCCGACGUCACGCAGCUAAAUGUUAUCGGGCACCGCGGAAGUCUGUUCACCGGCACCUGCGAUGAGGCCCACGCCCUCUUCAAGGUCGAUGUUGACCACCUUGGGCGGCCCAACCUCGCCCGCAACAGGGGCGGCCUCGAGGCCCUCAGCCUGAAGGUCAAGGACCCCUGCCCCGUCAUCGAG
Prorocentrum cordatum is the source of this 999-nucleotide messenger RNA. The record is from the annotation of a GenBank genome assembly. Lineage: Eukaryota; Dinophyceae; Prorocentrales; Prorocentraceae.